Molecule: messenger RNA, 1071 nt
Organism: Cuscuta campestris
Lineage: Eukaryota; Viridiplantae; Streptophyta; Magnoliopsida; Solanales; Convolvulaceae
Source: the annotation of a GenBank genome assembly
AUGGAAGAAGGAAGAAACCUGGAAAACUACACUGUCCAGGGUCUUCUUGAUGAGCUCAGAACCUAUGAGCACGAGCUGAAGAAGAAGAAGGAAGAACAAGUCACUCCCUUCCCCACGGCACUAAUGACAACUCCCAGAGUCCCAACAAGUGAAGGGACAUGCCCAAGAAGCUGUGACACACCCUCCUCCUGCCAGCCGUCAAGCUCAAAAAUGGAGAACUACGAUGAGGAAUUUGCCAUGAUGGUCAAGCAAUUCCGAAAGUUCAAGAAGUUCUUCAAGAAAGCUGACUCAGUCAGAAGGCCAUCCAAGGGAAAGCCACAGGUAAGUGACUCUCCUCCUGAAUCUUAUUUGUGUUAUAACUGCAGGAAGCCUGGCCACUGGAAGUCAGCAUGCCCGUACCCAAAGGUGGAGAAGCACGGAGAGAGAGAAAGGAACGAGAAGAAAAAGAAGGCAAUGGUUGCUGCUGAGAGUGACGAGUCAUCCAGCUCAAGCUCGGAUGAAGAAGCCCUCGUCUGCAUGGAGCGCAGAGUUGAAAAGUCCAACCAAGAGGAUAGGUGGACUAUGUCAGAAGAUGACACUUUCUGCCUAAUGACCAAAGAUGAUGCUGAUCAAGAGGUAACUUCACAAACCUCCUUCUCAUCUUCUUAUGAAAGCAUACCAACUUCUGAAAAUCUUUUUGACCAGUUCAAAAAGAUGAUGGUAGAUUUUGAGGAAAUAAAUCUCAAACAUUCUUCCUUAACAGAGGAGAACAAACUAUUGAGUGAAGAGAAUCUCAAUUUGACUGAAGGUCGGAAAAGUCAACUUUAUGAAAUCACUCAACUCAAGACUGCAAAUGAAUCUCUCUCUGAAAAGGUGAAAUCCCUUAACAAAGAACUAGGGAUACUUAAGUCUAAGGAAGCAGUGGAUAAGCUUCUUGAAACGACCAACAAUAAGGGUUGUAAAGGACUUGGGUUUGACCCCUCUAGAUCUAAAAGGAAAGGGAAAACAACUUUCAUCCCUCCUAAACCUACUGCUAAACCAAAUAAGCAGAAAGGAAAGGAAAAGGAGAAACCAACAGAAGUUCCCAAAAAG